Messenger RNA from Chaetura pelagica (chimney swift), 2028 nucleotides. RefSeq names its product WD repeat domain 93 (gene WDR93). The transcript is spliced from 16 exons. The record is from RefSeq and is a predicted model, not a curated record. Gene Ontology annotation, molecular function: protein binding. Gene Ontology annotation, biological process: electron transport chain. The coding region runs from base 1 to 2028 and encodes 675 amino acids. Lineage: Eukaryota; Metazoa; Chordata; Aves; Apodiformes; Apodidae.
AUGGCUGGGCACACCCGCAGGCGUCCCCUGGAAAUUCCCUCGCCAUCUGAGGAGGACUGGCUGAAGGAUGAGGAGGAAGAUUUCUUCCUGCAGGAUCCCGAUCGGCAGCGGGGUGUGUUGCCUCAGCCCUUCAGGAUGAUCAACAAGCUGGUGAUGCUGAUUUUUGAGGAUGCUAUGGAAAUCAUUGAAAGAAGGGAGAUGGACAGAAAAGAGAAGGUCCAGCCUGCAGAACUCUUUCCCACAGCUGAAUUCCAGGUAUUUGGAAGAGCCAAUUGUCUUGUGGUGUCUGGAAAAUACAUCUUUGUUGGCCUGUCUUGGGGUCUGGCUGCCUUUGAGGUGUCUAACUCUGAGGAGGCCUGUGUUUGGGAUGCAGUCAAGACAGAGAUUUGUGCCAUCCGUGCCUCAGAGUUGGGGAAUGAGUGCCAUGUCCUGCUUGCUGUGGAUGAAAUGGGGCUUGUCUGGCUCUUCUGCUUUCACAAUGAAGGCUUCCAACUUGUUAAAAUCCUAAAUGGAACGGAGGAUCUCAGCAAGCAAAGUGUUUGUGUGGAGAUGGUGCUGCCCCCGGGGGGGUAUUGUGCAGGAGUCCUGCUGCAAGACAGCACAAAAGCUUGGCUGGAUAUCUACCGAUUGCCUAAGGAUUCCUGGCUGAAGGUGCUGGAAGGGAGCCCAGGAGCUGCUGGCAGGGAGAGGAGGUCAAGCUGGGUAUCAAUGGUACAAACCAGUGACAUCAGAUCUGGUAUGAAGCUGAGACUCCCAGUGCUGCUGCUGAAAGUGAAGCCACCCAAACCCAUUACAGGUACUAGUUUUAAAAGCCCUUUGGAUGCCUUGAAGAAAGUGGAUUAUGGCAACAUGCUUGGCUUGGGGUACAACCACCUAAUCAAGGACUCCCAGUGGGAGCAGCAUGAAGCAAUCUUCUGUAGCACUUAUCAGGAGUAUCUCAAGGCUGCGGGUGAGACACAGAGCAAGGAGGAGAUCCCCAGACAUGCUACAUUUUAUUUUCUCCUGCCUAGCCAGAUACCACAGGUAUCAGGGCAUGAAAAGAAAGUAAAGCCAGAUGUUCCAGCUGCCAUCAGUGUGCAUUGGGAUGGAAACCACAAUCUCUGCUUGUACUUCCUUAACUAUUCACGUAGGGAGAAAGCGGACUCUGAUCCGAAACCUGAUGUUGUGUGGCCAUGUGCAGCUCCAAUUGCAUGCUCAGCUCUUAGUUCCUGCUUCAGGUACCUGGCACUGGCAUUUGAAGAUGCAGUAAUAACUAUCUGGGACAAACACCUAGGAUGCCCACUGUCUGUGACUGCCAUUCUAGAGGAACGUCUCAUCCGUAGUAUCCACUUCCUGCAGAGCCCUGCAGCUGCCAGUGAGGUGGCACCUUGCCCUGGUACAGAUCCUGCCUGUCCCAUCGUGCAGCUUCUCGUGCUGUGUACAGACAGCUCACUCUAUUUGGUGAAAGCACCCAGGUCUGGGAAGUCCAGCAUCACACUCCUGGCAGAAAGGCCUGAAGAUCCAAAUCUUGCUAUCAGUGCCCUGGUGCCUCUCCUGGCAUUCCCCAGUGCAGCCUUGAUCUUCUCCUGGGAUGGCACAGUGUCCCUGAUGAACACUGCCACUGCACAGAUUGUUUCCCACUUCAAUACUCCACCUUCUCAUGCUGUAGCAUCCCCCUGGCAGCCAGUGUUCACAGUGGAUAGUGUGAAUGGCUGCUUGCUGCUCAGAGGAGAUAAGCAGCAGCAGACAGAGGAAUCAGAACAGAAUGGAGUCAUUUGCAGCACCAUCUUCGUUUUUGACUUUAAUUCCUACCCACUGAAGGAGGCUUUUCCAAAGGAACCAUGUUUGCCUCUGAAAUCCUUGCAGAACCUGCCAUGGCUUGAGAGAUGUAACAUUUUCUUACAUGACAGGUUUCAUUUGAUGACUGAACAGCAGCAGAGCCUGCUGGGGCUCGGGGAGCAGUUGCCCGAGUACUGGAGUCGGCUGCAGGCACAAGCAGCUGCCAUGGAUGAGGAGAGAGAGAAGCUGAAGGGACAGAAGAAGCCAUAG